Molecule: messenger RNA, 1785 nt
Organism: Juglans regia (Persian walnut)
Lineage: Eukaryota; Viridiplantae; Streptophyta; Magnoliopsida; Fagales; Juglandaceae
Product: ribose-phosphate pyrophosphokinase 1
Exons: 9
Coding region: 244-1479 (411 amino acids)
Biological process (GO): ribonucleoside monophosphate biosynthetic process; purine nucleotide biosynthetic process; 5-phosphoribose 1-diphosphate biosynthetic process
Cellular component (GO): ribose phosphate diphosphokinase complex; cytoplasm
Molecular function (GO): magnesium ion binding; ribose phosphate diphosphokinase activity
Source: RefSeq, a predicted model, not a curated record
GACUGUAGUGAGUUAAUUAACAUUAACUUUUGGGGGGUGGUGGUUGUUCUCCGAGGCAGCGAUGGAAAAAUAUCACAAGAGACUGAAAAUGAAUGGAUGAGGCCCAGCCUGAAAUUCGUUAAACCCUGCUCUGCUCUGUUCUCUUCUCGGAAAUGAAGGAAAUCAUCUGAAGAAAAUUUCAAAUUACCUAGCUUUUCUUUUGCUCUUUUUGAAGUUCGGAAGGAUCGGAGAAAGGGAAGAAAAAUGUCUUCUUUGUUUCAAUCUUGCUCAUCAUCCAUAGCUUCGUCGCUCACUUCUCGUUCUUCUCUACGCUCUCGGAGUUUGAGCUUGAAUUUCUUCCCAAACAACUCCAGCACUCGCAUCCCAGCCUCCCAAAAUUGCGUCAAGUGUAGUUUGGUGGAGCCUUUGAAGUAUGAGAACGGGAGGCCCUGCAUUCCAAGUCUUAGCAGUGAACUGCCAAUUCCGAGUCGAUUAGCUGCGAACACAGCCCGCUUGGAAGAUGCACCUGAAAAGAGUGACACUCGGCUCCGGAUAUUCUCCGGCACGGCCAAUCCCGCACUUUCUCAGGAAAUAGCAUGCUACAUGGGUCUGGAGCUUGGAAAGAUUAAGAUAAAACGUUUUGCUGAUGGCGAGAUAUAUGUUCAGUUGCAAGAGAGUGUCAGAGGGUGUGAUGUCUAUCUUGUGCAACCCACAUGUCCUCCCGCAAAUGAAAAUCUUAUGGAGCUUCUGAUAAUGAUCGAUGCUUGUCGAAGGGCAUCGGCUAAAAAUAUUACUGCAGUGAUUCCGUAUUUCGGAUAUGCCAGGGCUGAUAGAAAGACUCAAGGGCGUGAAUCCAUUGCGGCCAAACUAGUGGCUAAUUUGAUUACAGAAGCAGGUGCAAACCGUGUUCUUGCUUGUGAUCUCCAUUCAGGGCAGUCCAUGGGCUAUUUUGAUAUUCCAGUAGAUCAUGUAUAUGGUCAGCCUGUUAUACUUGAUUACCUUGCCAGCAAGUCUAUAUGCUUUGAUGAUCUAGUAGUGGUCUCGCCAGAUGUUGGUGGAGUUGCUAGAGCUCGUGCUUUUGCCAAAAAGUUAUCCGAUGCACCUCUUGCCAUUGUAGAUAAAAGGCGUCAUGGGCACAAUGUCGCAGAGGUGAUGAAUCUCAUAGGUGAUGUGAAGGGAAAAGUAGCGGUAAUGGUGGAUGACAUGAUCGACACAGCGGGGACUAUUUCCAAAGGUGCAGCUCUUUUGCACCAAGAGGGGGCCAGGGAAGUCUAUGCAUGCAGUACACAUGCUGUUUUUAGUCCUCCCGCAAUUGAGAGGUUAUCGAGUGGUUUGUUUCAAGAGGUGAUCAUAACAAAUACGAUUCCGUUGUUGGAGCAAAACUAUUUUCCUCAGCUAACAGUCUUAUCAGUAGCAAACCUCCUUGGGGAAACCAUAUGGCGUGUUCAUGAUGACUGCUCUGGUGGCUUUGAAUCUUAUUCCAGUUUGGGUAUCGACUGAUGAUUUACGUGGACUGUGCGCAUUUCGCUGCAUUAGUUGCUGUUGCUAGCUGUCUUGUUACAAACACAAAUUAAUAGUAAACUCAAAAUGUAAUAGUGAGAGCACCUCUGCUUUUCAGCUUGUUUCUAAAGUUUUCAAAGUUUUUAGUCGAGGUUUAUGGAUAGGUUCUUUUUAAUAGCUUGAAUCCAACCUUUUGUAGUAGGUCUUCAUGGAUUCUGAGAUCUGAAUACUCCCAACUAUUACUAUUUCUUGAGAAAGUGGCUAAGAAUGCCUUAUAUUCAGAUAAUGAUAAUUGGAUUACUGAGA